This is a messenger RNA of Neospora caninum, 1389 nucleotides long. Its product is annotated as Articulin family protein, related. Bases 1 to 1389 code for a protein of 462 amino acids. The record is from RefSeq and is a predicted model, not a curated record. The transcript has a single exon. NCBI's taxonomy places the organism in Eukaryota, Apicomplexa, Conoidasida, Eucoccidiorida, Sarcocystidae.
AUGGCGCAGACGGCCCCUACCCAAUCUGGCCCGACUCCGGGUUUUCCUCCUCUGGCUUCCAUGACCAGUUUUCCGGCUGCGGGAACGGCUCCACAAACCCAGAUGCCAGGCGCCCCGCCUUCGCCACUUUUCACCCCUCCAGCGGGAUUCCCAGGGUCGAUGCCCGCGAACCAGACUGUCCCGGGCAUGGCCACCAUGGGCAGUUUUGCCGGCGCCAGCAACCCACUACCCAUGUACAACUGGCAUCAGAACAGAAUUCCUAUGGACAACGGCGGCGUGUUCGGCAACUGUUGCGGGGGGGCUCAGAUGGGAGCGGUCAAUGGCGCAGAAACAUACGAACAGGGCUAUGGAGACAACAUGUGGAGGUGGACGAGGGACGGGAAGCUGCAGCUGCGCUGCGGCCAGCCCCUUGUCCCCGUCCCCGUCAUCCAGGAGAUUCACCGGCGCGACAAAAUCAUUGAAGUGCCUCAAGUCGACGUGGUGGACGCUGUGAGACCUAAGGUGUACAACCAGGGGGUCGAGCAUGAGGUUCCUGUCAUGCAGAUUAACGCGGAUCACGAAGAUUUUGAUGUGGAACAGAUCAAGUAUGUCGAGAAAGAGGUCGUGGUCCCUAUCGUGACAGGCUUUACUCAUAAGUUCGUUGCCAAAUGGGACAUUAGAGAGGUCCCGCGUCCCGUCGUUAAGUAUGUUGGUAAGCAAGAAGAAAUCGAAGUGGAGGUGCCGCAAGUGAAGUUCGUCGACAAGGUUGUUGAACACGAAGUCGUCGUUGACACCAUCGAAAAGAAGGUCCCGAAGAUUAUCGAGGUCCCCAAAUACGUGGACGAAGUCAAAUAUGUGUGGACUCCGGUUGAGAAGAUCGUCCACGUUGAACGCUUUGUCCCCGUCUUCGAUGUCUCUCUUGAGUGCCCCGCGCCUCUCAUUGUCCCGUACCCGAUGCAAGCUGUCAAGGAAAUGCCUGCGGUCAUGGUUCGCAAGGAAGUCCCCGACUCAGCCAUCGCAGAGCAAGGCUUCGAUGUCGCCUCUCCUCCAGGCACUCUUCGUGUUUCAGACGAGUACAUCAGAGCCCACAACCAACUCGCCGCCGAGGACGCCAUGAACCUCUGUGGCGCGGGUGCCGUGUGCGGCCCUCCCCAGCAAGGGCGACAAAUGGAAUUUCUCACAGCAGACCAGAUGAAAGAAGUACGCGCGGCUGUUCAGGAAGGAAGAACUUCAGAAGCUUCGAGGCAACUGAAUCGCGGGUCGUCUGUGGCGCAGAUGGGCGCAGAAUCAGAACCCCGCCAAGGAUCGGGAGACGAGAGGCUGUCCGAAAGAACGGAAAGAAGUGCCCGCUCGGGUGAGCAACAGAGGAGCCGAGGCAGCUCUCUCAUCUCUGAAGAUGACGUGCACUGA